GAAAAUGAUGCAGCGUUGUUUUCUCAGCCGGCGCCUUCAUUUUGGCGUUUGCAGCAGCUUUGUCAACGCUUCAGUCUUCUCGAUUCCUUUCCUCAGAGGACUCCCGUAUCGUUCUGGUCAGUAUUAGUUUCAUUAGCUCUCAACGUAUUCGUAUUCUUCGUCAUAAUCUGCGGCGGUAGUGUUGAUGGCUACAAUGGAGACGAGAAUGCCACCAGUGGCGAAGAAGGUGGAGCAUAUGAUGGAGAUGUUCGGCGACGCCAGGGUAGAUAAUUACUACUGGCUGCGCGAUGACUCCCGCACAGAUUCUGAAGUCCUUUCUUAUCUUCGGGAAGAGAAUGCCUAUACUGACUUCUUUAUGGCUGGGACCAAGCAAUUUGAGGAUAAGCUUUUUGCCGAGAUAAAAGGGCGAGUCAAGGAGGAUGAUAUAUCUGCACCUCUACGCAAGGGGCCUUACUAUUAUUACAAAAGGACUUUGGAAGGGAAGGAAUAUGUUCAGCACUGCCGGCGCCAUAUACUUAAUUUUGAUAGUCCUCCUUCUAUUUAUGAUACCAUGUUGAGUGAACCUGAUUCACCUGAGGAGUAUGUAAUCUUGGAUGAGAAUAUGAAGGCCCUGGAGCAUGAAUUUUACAGUAUAAGGGUAUUCAAAGUCAGUCCUAAUCAUAAGCUGGUUGCAUAUGCGGAGGAUACAAAAGGAGAUGAAAUAUAUACAGUUUAUGUCAUGGAUGCUGAGACUCAAGAACCAGUGGGGGAGCCUCUAAAAGGUAUAACCUCUGAUGUUGAAUGGGCUGGUAAUGAAGCUUUAGUUUACAUCACAAUGGAUAAUAUUCUUCGGCCAGACAAGGUGUGGUUUCAUAAGUUGGGAACUGACCAAGCAAGUGAUUGCUGCCUUUACCAUGAGAAGGAUGACAUGUUUUCUCUUGAUCUUGAAGCUUCUGAAAGUGAGAAAUUUUUGUUUGUUGGAUCUGGAAGCAAAAUUACAAGGUUUGUCUUCUAUCUUGAUGUUUCCAAGCCUGAUGAGGGACUUAGGGUUUUGACACCUCGCAUAGACGGCAUUGAUACAGCUGUUAGCCACCGUGGAAAUCACUUUUUUAUUGAGAGAAGAAGCGAUGAAUUCUUCAAUUCAGAACUGCUAGCUUGUCCAAUAGAUAAUAUCUCUGCCACAACAAUUCUCAUUCCUCACAGGAAAAGUGUAAAGAUUCAGUAUGUGCAACUUUUUCGCGAUCAUCUUGUUUUAUUUGAGCGUGAAGAUGGUCUGCCAAGAGUAACAACUUAUCACCUUCCGGCUGUUGGAGAACCCCUUGAAAGCCUUCAAGGUGGUCGGUCUGUUGACUUUAUUGAUCCCGUAUACUCGGUCAAACCAUCAGAAUCACAAUUUGAUUCUUGCAUUUUACGGUUUUCCUAUAGCUCAAUGAGGACACCCCCAUCUGUUUAUGACUAUGAUAUGAACACAGGAAUUUCUGUUCUGAAGAAGAUUGAAACAAUUUUGGGAGGUUUUGAUGCAUCCAAUUACAUUACUGAAAGGAAAUGGGCUACCGCUUCGGAUGGAACUCAAAUUCCUAUGUCAAUUGUUUAUCAAAAGAAUCUUGUGAAACUUGAUGGGUCUGAUCCGUUGGUGCUUUACGGCUAUGGUUCUUAUGAGAUAUGCAUAGAUCCUAGUUUCAAUGGGUCAAGGUUGUCUCUGUUAGAUCGUGGUUUCAUCUUUGUUAUAGCUCAUAUUCGGGGGGGUGGUGAAAUGGGGAGGCAGUGGUACGAAAAUGGGAAGCUGUUAAAGAAAAAAAACACUUUUGAAGAUUUUAUUGCCUGUGCUGAGUACUUGAUAGAGAACAAUUACUGUGUAAAGGAAAAAUUGUGCAUUCAUGGAAGAAGUGCUGGAGGAUUGCUUAUUGGUGUUGUUCUUAAUAUGAGGCCUGAUUUAUUCAAGGCUGCUAUCGCGGGAGUUCCUUUCGUAGAUGCUCUAACAACAAUGCUUGAUCCAACUAUUCCUCUUACAACUUCUGAGUGGGAGGAAUGGGGUGAUCCACGGAAGGAAGAAUUCUACUACUACAUGAAGUCAUAUUCUCCUGUUGAUAAUGUUGCAGCUCAGAACUAUCCUAACAUUCUUGUUACUGCUGGUUUAAAUGAUCCACGAGUGAUGUAUUCUGAACCGGCUAAGUGGGUGGCGAAAUUAAGGGAUAUGAAAACUGAUGAUAAUGUACUCUUGUUCAAAUGUGAACUCGGAGCGGGCCAUUUUUCAAAGUCAGGGAGAUUUGAGAAGCUCAAAGAGGACGCCUUUACAUAUGCUUUUAUUAUGAAAGCUCUAGAUAUUAUUCCGGCUUCUGAGACAGAGCUGAUUAAGACAAACAUUAGCUCAAUAUGACGGAUGCUACAAUUGUAUAGAUUCUGAGCCUGUGCAUGCUGUGGAAAAUCUGCAAUAAUAUAGGUAACUUUUCUUUUUGGAUUGUUUUGAAAUUGGAGGGAAUUAGUUUCAGGUCACCACCAUCGUUACUUGUUUAUUUAUUUAUUUGAGGAACCAAUGUUGUCAUCUCUUGAUUAUUUUUUGAAAUGAACCAUUACUCAGAAUUGUGCAAUGGCAAUUUGUCAUUCUUUUAUUUAUGUAGAUUUGAGUAUUUGAGGAGAUUCA
Messenger RNA from Carica papaya (papaya), 2620 nucleotides. RefSeq names its product Prolyl oligopeptidase family protein. Gene Ontology annotation, biological process: proteolysis. Lineage: Eukaryota; Viridiplantae; Streptophyta; Magnoliopsida; Brassicales; Caricaceae. Gene Ontology annotation, cellular component: cytosol. Gene Ontology annotation, molecular function: serine-type endopeptidase activity. The record is from RefSeq and is a predicted model, not a curated record.